Molecule: messenger RNA, 1740 nt
Organism: Linum tenue
Lineage: Eukaryota; Viridiplantae; Streptophyta; Magnoliopsida; Malpighiales; Linaceae
Source: the annotation of a GenBank genome assembly
AAAAUAUAAACCAUAGCGCCGCUGCUCCCUGACCCUUCUAGCAAGAAAACUUUCGACUUUCUCGAGUCCCCUUCAGCAACAGCUUUCGCCACAACUCUCUUUCUACCUCCGACGAGCUACUUUCUCCGGCGACGACAAUGGUUCUCGAGGCGACUAUGAUAUGCAUUGACAAUUCCGAAUGGAUGCGCAACGGAGAUUACACUCCUUCCCGUUUCCAAGCGCAGGCCGAUGCCGUCAAUCUCAUCUGCGGCGCUAAAACUCAGUCGAACCCGGAGAAUACGGUAGGGAUCCUGACGAUGGCCGGGAAAGGAGUGCGUGUUUUGACUACUCCCACCACUGAUCUUGGGAAGCUCCUGGCUUGUAUGCAUGGUACGGGUCUGGAAAUAGGAGGUGAAUUGAACAUUGCAUCUGCAAUCCAGAUUGCUCAAUUGGCUCUUAAGCAUCGUCAGAAUAAGAAUCAGAGACAAAGAAUCAUAGUGUUCGCUGGAAGUCCAAUUAAAUAUGAUAAGAAGAUGCUUGAGUCCAUAGGCAAGAAACUGAAGAAGAGCAGUGUAUCUCUUGAUAUUGUCGAUUUUGGCGAAGAAGAUGAGGGGAAGCCUGAAAAAUUGGAGGCCCUCCUAACAGCCGUCAAUAACAAUGAUAGCAGCCAUAUAGUUCACAUUCCUCCUGGUCCAAAUGCCCUCUCUGAUGUUCUCAUCAGCACUCCUGUAUUCACCGGAGAUGGAGAAGGAGGAAGUGGCUUUGUGGCAGCCGGUCCAGCAGCUGGCGGUGACUAUGAUUUCGGCGUUGAUCCUAACAUCGAUCCUGAGCUGGCACUUGCCCUUAGAGUUUCCAUGGAGGAAGAGAGGGCAAGGCAAGAAGCUGCUGCUAAAAGGGCUGCUGAGGAAGCUUCAAGCCAAAACCAAGGAGACGAACAAUCAUCUAAGUUGCAGGAUACAACAAUGGCCGACACCACUGGAGCAUCGGCAGCUGUGGCUACUGAUGCUGCUGAACCAAUGAGUGAGGUGGAUGCACUGCUACAGCAAGCGAUUGCCUUGUCAAUGCAAACUCCUGCAUCGGAUUCAGCCGUCCGAGAUACUGAUAUGUCGGAGGCAAACAAUGAGGACCAGGACUUGGCAGCUGCGCUUCAAAUGUCCAUGCAGGAAGGUGAAAAGGAUUCAUCAGGUCAAAUGGAUAUGAGUGAGGUGCUAGAGGACCAAGCCUUUGUGUCAUCAGUCCUUGCAUCGCUUCCUGGUGUUGACCCUAAUGAUCCUUCCGUCAAAGAUCUGCUUGCAUCUUUGCAUGGCAAGUCCGAGUCUUCUGAUCAGAAGAAGGAUGAAGAAAAGGCAGCAAAAGACGACGAGAAGUGAAGAACUAUGUGCUCGAUUAGUCGCUCUUUUAUCUCUCUCCCAAGCAAUGUUUUCUUCUACAUCUGGGGCAUGGCAUCCAUGUAAACUUAUUUAUAUGCCUUUUCUAGCUGUAUUGUAUUUGAUCGCCGGGUAGUUAAUUUGGACUAGAAGGAUUGGAUGGAACUCUUUUGUUUCCCUUUCCAAUGCCAGUGAGUUCUCUUUUCAACUUAUCUUCGCUUCUGAUCUUAAUCAGUUGGAUUCAAGUGGAUAUGGAACCGUCUCAAACAUGGUGUUUGCUUCUUGGUACUUUGUAGACUUGCUCUAUCAUCCUAACUUCACGAUUACCAACCGAAGAACAGAGGGACUGUUGGCUCAGUUUAUCUGUCCUAUUUGAGAAUCUGACGUAGUGGAU